Molecule: messenger RNA, 2909 nt
Organism: Paramacrobiotus metropolitanus
Lineage: Eukaryota; Metazoa; Tardigrada; Eutardigrada; Parachela; Macrobiotidae
Exons: 6
Coding region: 1254-2678 (474 amino acids)
Source: RefSeq, a predicted model, not a curated record
CAAACUAUGUAAUCGAUAAAGUACAGAAUACAGAUCUGUACUGGUACUGUACAGAUCUGUACUGGUACUGUACAGAUCUGUACUGAUGCCGCGUUCGAAGCGCAUGGAUGUUAAGUACAGUACUAUCACAAAAACCUUUUUUUGCCAUACAUACUGCAACCGGAAAAGAUUAGUGCGUUAUCCGAAUGAGCGAUGAUUUUCCUUUUCUACAAUCAUUACGGCACGUACUAUGCAGCAUUCCGCUUCGGACUGGAAUAAAUCAUUAAGACAACUAGACACAUCUGCACUUUAUAUCAUUUUGCAGCACACGACAGAGUCAUGCUGUUUAUCCGAGCUUCAAACAUGAUGGGAUGUAGGUAUAUAGCUGACCUGCAAUGUAGGACUCUCAGUCGAACAGUGCAUUGCACUGAAUGUGGAUAUGUUGGGUAUGCGACCAUUUCGUCCUACAUUGUACAUGGUACGACAAAGUGGUGACAAUAUCAAGAAUACGUGGCCGCGUAAUUCCAUUUGACCAGCACGACACUCCCUCUGGCCACCACCUUGACCUUCUCGGAAUCAAACCUUGGAUCCACCCGCAUCCCGGCCUGCUCCAACCCCAACUCCACCUCAUCCUUCUCUCCCAAUCCCGCCGCUAGUUUAUUGCUGACGUCGAUCACCGCCACGGUCUUCCCGUAGCGGUAAUCAUGGGAGCGACGGUGGUAGCCGUUGACCUCCACCCGCAUCUGCAGGUCCUUGGAAGGUAUCCGGGUCCGCACCGUCUUGACAGCCUCCUCCACGGCCCGGCUCAUGGCGCCACCGUCGUUCUGGAAGAAGGAGGUGGGAUGCAGGCCGGUGUAGAAGUUAUCGCGGACGGGGGAGUCGGGGUCGUUGCUGCAGUGGAUGUCCACGGUGAUUUUGGUCGGGUGGUCUGGGUUGACGGCGGUGUAGUUGCAGUAUGGAUUCAGUUGAGCGGCGUGAGCAGUGGGUGCACUGGAUUCGGUGGUAGUGGUGCGACGUUGUUUAGCGGCAUCCACAGCGCGCCAGGACAGGAAUAGGACGGUGGCAAAGAGAACAUUAAAGAACUGCCGAUUUAGAGUGAAAACCGACAAUGUACAGCGGGACCCGCGCAACCAACAGUGUUGAUGUUUUGUCUGACGACGGCCGGCUCUGUUAUGGACGUGUGGUGGACGUAACGGACAAGGGACUCUUCAUCGACUUCCUUAUGCCCAGUCGACGCCGUGAAUUCACCCCCUUUGAACGCUUAUUCCACUGCCAUGCUCAACUGCCUCUGGAUGCCGACCGGAUGCCGACCAGAUGCCUCUGCCUGCCCUCUUUACGGUGAACCGCUGUCAUCCAUUCACCUGGAAGUGUUGGGUCGGGAAAGUCCUUCCGGUGUGUGGAUGUGGUUUCCCGCCCGGGCGGCCCAUCUGUCGGACGGUACGCAACACAAUGCUUACGGCGUGGCCGUGGUUACAUGGUGGAACGAAAGAGAGUACACGGAUAUUGUUCCUCUGGACCGGACACGGUGGAGGGUUGCGAGCGACUGGUGGGCGCAGCACGGCCAAUCGCCAGUGGCUUUCACCAGCGGUACUGACGACAUCUCGCGAUUUCUGGCUACUUGGCCCGCGAACGUUAAGAAGAGCACAUUUACCAAGAGUUUCAUUCAGAUACCGAUAAACAGCUCCAUACCUGGUGAAGAAAUGCUGAAGCGCAUUAACAACAGCGCUCCAGUGCCGUUUGUGGAGGUUGCCAGUGGAAAAAUGUCGUAUAUUCAGUUGAGAGAAUUCUGUAUGGCGAAUCCGCAUUUGCCGGUACUACAAGAGGAGUUUCUGAUGUCGGUUCCGAGCAUUAUUCGGGAGAUGGUAGCGUCAUCGGCUAACUGCGGUAUCAUGGAAGAAUUUGGCGAACUACCGCCUGGAGUAUGGAAGGAAGUGUUUUCGUGUCUGGAAACCGGCAUGCAGAACACGCUGCGUGGUGUUUGCUGUACGUGGAACGACAUUCUGGAUUCGGCAUCUUUAACAGACAACAUCAUUAUUAAUAGCGCGGAAUUUGAGGUGUCAAAGCCGGAUCGGUUCGUUUACUACAUGACGUCACCCAUUUACAAAUGUCUUCGUUCGUCUACGCAACGCAUUGUGUGUGAUGCAUCCCGGCUGAAGGACGAGACUGAUGUAUUUAAGCUGCUGGAUAUGAUACACUACGUUGCAAGGCAGAACGCCAGUGUUCGACUGUCAGGUUUAUAUUUGUUGGGGUUUCAAUGGCGAUUCCAGAUUGGUUCGGGCCAUUCUUCGCAUCAUGACACGUGCGAACUGCAUCAAGCUGGAAGCUUAGCAGCCACGUCAGAGUAUGCUACCGGUAAUUUCUGCUGUUUCCGGCUGGGCUAUUUUGUCGCGUCGCUCCGGCGAGUUCCAUGUGAAUUCAUCCGGUUUCUCAGCUGUACCGUAAAUCUGGACUAUGUCUUUUUCGGCACCCCUCCACGACCCAGAACGAUAGAUUUGUCAGUUGUCAGCCGAAUCAAUACGCCCCGCAUGCAGGUGACUGACGGCCUUAGCGGUGCCGUGUGGGAUGCGUUGGAAGCUGGUUUGUCGCAGUCGCGGACAAGCUUUGGCCAGCCCGCAAAAACAUCUUGGUGGUUGGGAAUGAUCACAAAACUAGCAGGAAACGGCGCUGAUUACUAUGGCAAAGAAAUGUGCAAGGCUUAAACUAACAUUGAUCAGUUUGGAAAUGGAAAUUUGAUAUGACCUUUCUGCCUCGUAAAACCAUUCCCUGUCGACAGUUCACUCCUGCAUCGCUCUGCAGGCGUUAGCCUGUAUUAAGCCAGACCAGGUGUGACCCUGUGAAUGUUGACGGACCGCCGCUUCGGCGCGGACCGAAAAAGCCAGCAAAGUUUGAUUUGCAUUAGCAAGGAAUUGACUGCAUAUCAUCAAAGCGGG